AUGGUCAAGGUCCUUCUCGUACUCUAUGAUGGUGGCCAGCAUGCCAAAGACCAGCCUGGCUUGCUCGGGACGACAGAGAACGAGCUCGGCCUGAGGAAGUAUCUUGAAGAGAAUGGUCAUACCUUGGUUACAACCUCCGACAAGGAGGGAGAGAACUCUACUUUCGACCGUGAGCUCGUUGACGCCGAAAUUAUCAUCACCACCCCCUUUCACCCAGGUUACCUGACCAAGGAACGCCUCGCCAAAGCUAAGAAGCUCAAGCUUGCCAUCACUGCCGGUGUAGGCUCAGACCACGUUGAUCUAGAUGUCGCCAACAAGACCAACGGCGGCAUCACAGUUGCAGAGGUGACCGGUUGCAAUGUCGUGUCUGUGGCGGAACACGUCGUCAUGACCAUCCUUCUCCUUGUCCGUAACUUUGUGCCGGCACACCAACAAGUCACAUGUGGAGAAUGGGACGUGGCAGCCGUUGCUAAGAACUCUUACGAUCUUGAAGACAAGGUUGUUGGCACAGUCGCUGUCGGCCGUAUCGGAGAGCGUGUCCUGCGUCGUCUCAAGCCAUUCGACUGCAAGGAGCUGCUCUACUACGACUACCAACCACUGAAACCAGAGGUUGAGAAGGAGAUUGGUUGCCGUCGGGUUGAGAAUCUUGAGGAGAUGCUUGGACAAUGCGAUAUCGUCACCAUCAAUUGCCCACUGCAUGAGAAGACGCGAGGUCUCUUCAACAAGGAGCUGAUUUCAAAAAUGAAGAAGGGUUCUUGGCUCAUCAACACUGCCCGUGGCGCUAUCGUCGUCAAAGAAGAUGUGGCUGAAGCUGUUAAGUCUGGCCACCUCCGUGGAUAUGGUGGUGAUGUUUGGUUCCCUCAGCCAGCUCCAAAGGACCACCCACUGCGAUAUAUCCAGGGUCCAUGGGGCGGCGGUAACGCGAUGGUGCCUCAUAUGUCUGGCUCAACAAUCGACGCUCAGAUACGAUAUGCUGAAGGCACCAAGGCUAUCCUUGAAUCAUACUUGUCUGGUAAACACGACUAUAGACCUGAAGACCUCAUCGUCCACAAGGGAGAUUAUGCCACUAAGGCAUACGGUGAGAGAAAGUAG
Molecule: messenger RNA, 1092 nt
Organism: Trichophyton benhamiae CBS 112371
Lineage: Eukaryota; Fungi; Ascomycota; Eurotiomycetes; Onygenales; Arthrodermataceae
Exons: 5
Coding region: 1-1092 (363 amino acids)
Cellular component (GO): cytosol
Molecular function (GO): formate dehydrogenase (NAD+) activity; oxidoreductase activity, acting on the CH-OH group of donors, NAD or NADP as acceptor; NAD binding
Source: RefSeq, a predicted model, not a curated record